This is a messenger RNA of Eruca vesicaria subsp. sativa (arugula), 528 nucleotides long. NCBI's taxonomy places the organism in Eukaryota, Viridiplantae, Streptophyta, Magnoliopsida, Brassicales, Brassicaceae. The record is from the annotation of a GenBank genome assembly.
AUGAAGGUUAAGUUUCUAGGAGAUAGCAAGAUUGACAAGUUCAACAACUCCUCGGUUUUCAGAUCUCGGAUAUAUCAGAACAAUGGCUAUCUUAUGGUUUCUUGCAAUGGAGGGCUCAACCAAAUGCGAGCAGCGGUAAGGAUCAUAGAUGUCUACAUGAAUGUCACACUUAUUGUACCAGAGCUUGACAAGACCUCUUUUUUGAAUGAUCCAAGACAUAUCGAUGUGGAUCACUUCAUAACUUCUCUAAGGGAUGAGGUUCGUAUACUCAAAGAGCUUCCUCCAAGGCUUAAGAGAAGGGUUGAGCUCGGUGUGUACCACACUAUGCCUCAUGUUAGCUGGUCCAACAUGUCCUACUACCAAGACCAGAUUCUUUCCCUGGUGAAGAAGCACAAGGUCUUACAACUGAACAAGACCGAUACUCGACUAGCGAAUAACGAACUUCCUGUUGAGGUUCAUAAGCUGAGAUGCAGAGUAAAUUUGAACGGGCUUAGGUUUACUCCAAAGAUUGAGGAACUAGGUAGAUGA